Molecule: messenger RNA, 1374 nt
Organism: Microthlaspi erraticum
Lineage: Eukaryota; Viridiplantae; Streptophyta; Magnoliopsida; Brassicales; Brassicaceae
Source: the annotation of a GenBank genome assembly
AUGGGUUGUCUCUUUCAUUGCUUCCGUGCCAGAGACGAGCAAUCGCAAUCUGCGAGUGAUUCCGUCUCUCAUCCUUCUCGCGUCGAGUCCAAAAGAGGCCAUGACUCGAAGAAUCGUUUGUCAGCAUUGUUUCUUUCUGAAGAGAAAGCAGAUUCUUCGCCUUCUCAUGGCAGAGAGGUCUCUGAUUUGGAUUCUAUGCAUAUUGGCAAAGAUCUGAAGGAUAAGUUACAGGCUCAAUUUCUUAAAGCUUGCGGCACAACACCUGCGACACCGAUUGAAAUUAGAAAAGCAGCUGAAAAACUGGAAACUCCUCAACGUGGAAAACAGUUUGGAUCUCCCCAGUCUCAUCCCUUGAUUUCCAGUAACUCUGAUGCUGUGUUUCACUUGGAUGAGAAAACAGAUGAACCCUGUGAAGAGGUUUCAGAGCAAACUCCUAGCAGUUGCUUAACCGAUGCGGUAAGUUGUGCAAGGAUCUCUGCUGGAUUCAGUGAUGCUGGUGAAGAAAGCCAAGAAAGCAUUGGUACUUCGUUCAGGGAUGGGGUGGAUAGAACCGGCAAGGUGUCACUCAAAGCUGGAAAGAUUACGAGAAAGACAAAGUCAGUGCGGUUUGAAUUGGAUAUUGAUCAACCUUACCCUUCUAGUUCUUCCAAGAAAAGCGCUUCAAGGAUACCUAAGAAGCCUAGCAAAAUAAAUAUCUCAGCAACCUCGCAUAAUCCGACGACACUGAAGCUAUGUGAUGAAAUUCAAACUCCUGUAACCAUUUUUCCUGCAAAUCUGGACCCAGAAGUAAGGGGAAGACCAAGAAUCAGGUCGCAGUUUGUGCAUUCAGCUUCCACUUUAACUGAAGAUUCCUCUAUAUGUAACAUUCCUGAAGAUUCAGAGGAGAGCGUAGAACAAGCUGAAGUGCAGGCUUGCAAAGCGAAUACAGAAACUGAAUCUCCCACAUCAGAAACUUUGGAAGAGAGUUCAGAUGAGAAAUACGAGAUAGGUGAAACUAGUAUUUCUCCUAGAGUGAAGCAGAGCAAAGAGAUCAGUAACACAAAGAUGGAAGCUUUAUCCACCAUAACUCAUGGGGACAGGCCUAUCAUAGGAAUGGUUGCUGCUCACUGGAAUGAGGAAGAGCAAUCUCAAAUCUCACCCAAAUGGUGGGAUGGUAAUGGAAUACCAAACUCAACAAACAAGUACAAAGAGGACCAGAAAGUGAAUUGGCACGCAACAAGUUUCGAGGAGAGAUUAGAGAAAGCCCUCUCAGAAGAAAGUAGUCAAGGUUUUGUCCCUCCAAGGAAACUUAGAGUAAUGGAAGAAGCUGAAAGGGACACAGCUAUAUCGCAGAUGCAUCAUUCAGCGCAAUCCAAAUCAAUCGUUUCCUUUUGA